Dermacentor albipictus is the source of this 7985-nucleotide messenger RNA. RefSeq lists its product as uncharacterized. Gene Ontology annotation, biological process: sleep; positive regulation of voltage-gated potassium channel activity; regulation of synaptic transmission, cholinergic. The record is from RefSeq and is a predicted model, not a curated record. Lineage: Eukaryota; Metazoa; Arthropoda; Arachnida; Ixodida; Ixodidae.
AUCUUACGCGUUUCAAAAGUGAGUCGCGCUCCGUGCAGCAAGUGGUUGUUGCGUUGUUAUCCGCUGCGGAAGUAGUGAAGAAGACCGUUUGUGUUUAGAUCGUAGUUUCAGGUUGUGUUCUACCAGACACCAUGAAGAAUUUAGAGCCGCUAAGUGUCAUCACUGUGGCGUGCAUUUUCCUCGCCUGCCUCUAUCAAGCAAUGGCCAUCAAGUGUUACCAGUGUAGCAGCAGUGAGGAUCCCAAGGGCGAAGACCUGUGUGGAGCAUAUGCCUACUAUGACAAAACCAAGAAUACGGCUGUUGAGUGCUUGGGGGAAGAGGCCAAAGCACUAGGCACCUUCUGUUACAAGCGUAUCAUGCAGGGGCCUAGGGGCUUUAUCUGGGAUGGCCGGUGGAGAAGUGUGGAGCGGCGCUGUGCCCAGAUCUCGGAGCGUGGUGUCAACUGGGGUUGUGACUGGGGCUACCACGAAAAUGGCGUCUACUGGGAGGAGUGCUACUGUGCUGAAGAUAGCUGCAAUGGUGCUGACCAGCUUAAUGUCCGUUCGCUGCAUGCCCUACUGGUGUUGUGCGGAAGCCUCGCAUUGCUUAGGCACCUUAAUUUCUUCUGAUUGGUUAACUACUUCAUAUGCCUUGUGUAAGAAGAAAUUUUCCAAAACUUGGUGACCUAGGCUGGAAGAUGCAUAGGAGGAGUCUUGUGGUUUUGCCUAACUCCUAACUACAUGGGUCUCAUGCAUUGUACCUUGUGCUCUUGCAUCCUGAUUCUUCUCAGUUGACACUGAAACAUUGAAUUUCUUCCAUAAGAGACAUUUUAUUUUUUGCGAUAAUGUGCAGCUAUGUACAUUUCAGCUGCUUAUUCAUGGCAACAUCUGAAAGAGCCUGUUUUACUAAGAGGACAUUGAACACACACCCCAUGAAGAUGAGUGUGCUGGAAGUAUAUGGCUAACAGUUUAUAGCAUUUUUGUUGGAAAUAUUCUAGUGGGCCAGAUGCUUCAAACCUGUGUGUGUGUGUAGUAUUAUAGAUUAUCACAGUUAUGAUGGACUUUGUCUUGUAAAGCACAGAACUUUGUCAUAUAUACAGUGACAGUCUGAAAAAAGAAAAAAAAGGUCCCUCAGCAAUUAGGGAUGAUAUUUAGUUAUUGCUUAAAGUGCGGACCUGUGAUGCUAAAUGCUUCGGACAAUUUGAAGCAUGAAGUGCACUUUUUUUUCACCUCUAGAGGAAGGCUUGUAAAAAUGCUGACUGAAAAAUUUAUCAUUGUGCUGAGUUUGUUUUAUUAUAACCACUGAGUGUAACGCUCCGUCCAUUUUUUACACCUUGUUCUUUUAUUGCGAGAUGCCACAUCUCAAGAUAUUGCCAAUUUUUCUCAACUUGUGCAUCUCAUUACACAAAUACCAGUACUGUAUACCUGGUAAAGCAUUAGAGUUUAAAUGCACCAGGUCAUGUUGUGCUGGAGAGCUUGUUGUAGAAUUCCUUACCACUAAAAUGUUUGAGUUGAGCUUGUGGACAGCCAAAUAUGUACAUUUUUUAUGCCGAUAUCUCUGCCCUUGUGCUGAUUGGUUUUGCUCUGCAGAAACCUUGUCUCCUAGCUAAGUUGUAAAGGAUAUGUGAACUGGAAGACAGGCAUUUUGCCAUGUAUUUGUCUUCAAAGAUUCAAGGUAGUUCAUAUUAAUUUUAAAGGUUAAGAAGUUCAAUUCUAUAAACAAUUAUCGUCAGCUAUAUGGGAAAGUUUAGUGUUGAAUUGUUUACCUAAUUCAUAGAACAAUGUGAUUGGAAGCAUAGGAUGCACUUUCACACACAUAAUUAUCUUGGUUAGAUAAAAAUUUUAAUUUAUUCAGUGUGGUGCCAGUUGAAAAAAAAAAUUUUUUUAUAAGGGCUGGUGCAGGGGAGUAUAAGAGCCGACUGUGGUUUGUUGCUAACAAAGAGUUUAUAACUUCGUGCUUUUCUUGAGGCUUGAGCCCAAGAUACACUGAGUAAUACAGACAAAACGCAAUAAUUUUAACUUGAAGGGGCUCGAAAAUUUGUUCGAAUUAAAGGAAGCUAAUUGAAUGGAGGACUAACCUGCAGUGGUGCAUGUGCACUGAGCUAACACAUGAGUGGGAAGCUCCAGAGGAUUUAUUCACUCGCAUUUACAAAUCACAGUCAACGUCCGAUUUUUGGGCUCCAUAGGGGCCGCGAAAACGUCCGAAGAAUCAGGCGGUCCGCAAAAAUAAAUGAAUGCCUUUUACUACCCCUGAAGGGCUCAAGUCGUCACAAGCACAUCUGAAAUAGCUCUGAAGGCCUGCCAGUACACUUAUUAGGUGUAUCGGUGCUCGUACUGUGAUAAGAGAUGACAGGUGCACGCAUCUAUAAUUAAAAGAAACGUACCAUGUCCCGUGACAAUUGCCCCUUUCUAACUUUUGGCAUGCUUCACCGCGUAACACUGCUGUAUUGGGACGAAACUCUUUCGAGAACCGGCAUUAUGCAAUGUGCCAUACUUUCCGUGCUCCGAAGUCAUUGGCAAGGAUUACAAAGACGGAGUCAGCGUCAUUGCUAACAGCGGCCAAUUGUUUCAUUGAAAACAUGCACGAAACAGCAAGAAGCUUGGUAACGAACGUCGAAGUAGCUAGGCCUAGCGUUGCUGCAGUGUAGCUGCAGCUGCCAAUGGAUCUGCUGGUUGGAGGCGCUGCCGUGUGAUUUGGCACGCUGCUGAGAGCAUUGUCGGAGCUCAGUAUAUUCGAAUUAACCGUCGCAAAUGCUUGCGCAUUCGAAUCAGGGGUGUUUUCGCCCAUUGGAAUACAUAUAACUUUGGCGGCACCCCAGCGUAAGUUCAAAUAAACCAAAAGUUCGAAUUAACGAGAUUCAAUUCGACAGUGAUGCUGCUUCUAACUUGUCUCCAGCUCUCAUUCCGGAGUCUGAAUACAAACCAGAGGGGACACCAAUAUGAGAAUGCAUGGAGUAUAAAAGACAAGUGACAGGUGUUUCUGUCUGAAUAAUUCAAAUAAAAGUAAAAAGACGGCAGAUGUGGGAUGCAUACACUGUUGUUUCCGGUUGUAAGCCAGAAAAGCUGGAAGAGAAAUUCAUGCGCUGCCAUUUUACCCCUCACUAUGCAAAAAGCCUUGUUCUACAGACCAUCAAUUGGGAAGAAGGUGUUGGCAGCCCUUUCGCGUGUGUGAAUAACCAGUCAAUACCAGUGUACCCUGCUACAGUGAAGUCUGAAAGACAUGGAACAAUUAAUUGCUUUCUUUGCCUACUUCAUUCACUACAUUGAGGAGUGCUUUUUCAAUGCAGCCUUGAGACCCAUAUUUUGAUAGCACACUCAAUUUUUUCUUUAUGUGCAGUGUUUGCAAAAACUUGCACACACAUUUUCCUGAAGCUUUUGCACAGGUGUUCACAUAAAUAUUCUUACAUAAAAGUUCAUUUUGAGGGCGUUUCUGCCCAGUUGUGUUCCCCAGUAGAGAUCUAUCCGUGCAUGUUUAUCUCACGGAUAAAGUACUAUUUUGCAAGAACUAUUCCGUCCAUGAUGCCUAAGCGAGUAUGAUAGGCAGUACAUACUUCAUUAUGUCAUCCUUCCACAGCUAUGUGGAGCAUCCACAGUGCAGAAACGAAUGACUUGUUUUUGUGAUGAUCACCUUGCUCAUCUCCUUCAUUUCCUUAAUAUGUUAGAGCCAUGGUGUUUAAAGAAACUAGUAUUUUUUCUUUUAGUUUUUUGUUCUAAUUUAAAGAAAAUGAUACAUUCAGCUGUUAUUAGCGAAUAUGCCUUUGGAGUGGUUUGAACUAGUUUACUUUUGUGUGUUUAACCAAUAUGUAGUGUUGAUGGCAGCAGCAUCAAAUAAAUUUAUUUUAACCAAUAAUGUAUGCAUAAUGAAAAAAAGUCGAAAGCUUAUUUCACUACAUGAAUAAAGGCUAUGAAAUUUACUAUGCUUUGUUACAUGCUACUGGGCAGGAAUCGCAGUUUGAUAACUUAGCUAAAAUAACUCUCUUUGUUGAGUGUGAUUAGUGAAAAUGCACAAAGUGCAGCAAAUCGUAUAUGACAUUAAACUGUACAGAAGUGCAUGAAAGGAUGGGCGAAGUACUGGGAAGGUUUGCUAUACAAAAACGACUUGGCUCCUGGAGUGCUAGGCAAGAACUGAUUUAUCCCCCGCAGUGUGCACGCCAUUGAAAUGUUGUCUUGUGCGAUUUUCUUCAUCGACCGGGCCACCACAAGGGGCUCCUUUGGAGAAUGAGUAUUGCCAAUGCACGCGCGCUCGGGGAUAGAAGAUAAAGAUGGGUCUUGUGCUGUCAGGCCUAUUAAGGCCGUAGCAAGACAAUUUCUGAAGAAUCAGAGGAGCAGCCACAUGAGCCUCAACAAAGGCAGGUUUCUGCCGGUCUACGGAUACGACAGUGUCAUGACCAUUCACUCACAGAGUUGCUCUUAUCCUGCGUGUGACAACAUGGUGCAUACCAGUGUAUGAUGCCUUGAGAGAACGGCAGGUGGAGUUGACGGGAAAGAAUACAUACGUGCUGUCUCGUAAGUGAUGCUGGACAAACGGCGACUUGUGUUGUUGGGCUUGGGUAGGAGAAGCACGUGGGCGCGCAAAAAGGUACACUAGUUGGUGAGCAUGAGAAGAGUUGGGUAUGUGCCUUGAUGUGGCUGUGUUAGCUCUGCUGGCAGUUGUAUGGAGGGGCCAUGGACGAGGUGAGAAGGCGCGCAACCAAGGUUUUCUUUGAUGGUGGUGCUUAGCUCCAGGAGUAUGAUGGGAAGAAGUGUGACCCAUUGGUCACGGCUGCUGUCAGCCAUAAAAGUGCAGCUUUGAGCUGGUGAUGGAAUCGCUCAACAAGGCCAUUGGCUUGUGGGUAAACGCUAUAGUUCUGAAGUGGCUAGAGGAGUCUUGUCAACUGCUGGAAUAGGACUACCUCGAACUGCCGGCCAUGGUUGGUUGCAGUCUCAGCUGGAGUACUUAAACGGGCAACCCAUGUGGAGACAAGUGUAGUGGCAACAGGCUCCACUGUUAUGUUUGAUACUAGUGCAGCCUCCGACCGAUGCAUGGAGCGGUUGACAAUUAUCAUUAUAUAUUAGAAUACCUUUGUAGGAGGAAGAGGUCCAUAUAAGUCAAUGUGAAUGACGCCGAAACGAGAGUGAAUCUGGCCAUCAGCGUAGUACAGUGCCUGUUCGCACUGUCGACGAGCAAGGCACACGUGCCCAGUCACGCACAUCCACAUUCAUGUAAGGCUAGACGAAAUGAUCUGCCACGAACUGCUGUGAUGCGCGAGCCCCAGCAUGUUACAGAUGGUGAAUGUGGUAAAAAAUGAGAUGACGUAGUGGCAAUGGGACUCGAGGAGGGUGGCAUUUGGUAAUCUCAUCACUGUCACAGACGAUGGAUAUGCUGGGAGUGGGACAAUAGAUGUCAUGGAGGUGCAGUGACAGAGAAGGAGAGGAAUGAAGAGUGCAAAGUUUCCUGUUGUGCUCUCGCAGUUCUGUGAGACGCUGAAGCAUAAGCUGGGGCAUUGCAAGGCUUGAAACAUGGCUCGGUGUGUUGGCUCAGAUGUUGUCAGCGCUUUUCACAUGUUGAGGAUCGAUAGAGCGUUCAGCAAGGAAAGCUAAAUGAUACGUUCCUCUCACAGAGUACGUAGUUUUCGAUAAGGAGAAGGAGUUUGUCAAAAUCCUGUGGUCUAUGGAAAUGAUGAAUGGGCGUCCUUUCAAGAAGUAAUAAAAGUACUUGACCGUAAUGUAUGCUGCAAAAAGCCCUAAGCCAAAAGCACUGUAGCACUGCUCCAUUGGUAUUAAUUACUUGGUCUAGUUUUUGUGGCAUUCGUGACCCGAAAUGGAAUACCACAGUGUUCCCCGUGCAAAUUCUAGGGCUGAUCCUUUUCAACGGCAACUCGUCGAUGCUUACUCUGUCCACCUGCCUCCUUUCCACGUGCAAAACCUGGACCUCUGGUUCUUGCAGGCUGAGGGGAGCUCAGAGAUUGGCAAUGUCACAUCCGCGUCAAUAAUGUGGGAAAAACAGUGGGUCUUGUGGAGCGCUAGGCAAGAACUGAUUUAUUGCUUGCAGUGUGCGGACUGUCAAGGUGAUCUGUCAUACCGUCCUCUUCGUCGGAGGUGCCGGCACAGCAGCGUCCCCACUCACUCAAUAUGUGUGGGAGGCAUCCACCUCGGGGUGGAUGUGAGAAUGGUGCUUCUUUGCUUUUGGAUGUGCAAGGCAGUUCAAACGUUACAUGCAAUCAGGAAUCGUAUAUAAAGCGCUGCAAUAGGUAGUCAACUUAAAAUAACCAAAAUAUUUAUUUUUGAAUUCUUAUGCAUAUGAAAAUAUAUACAUUAAACAUAUGCUGGUUACGGCUGUGUGAAUAUCUAAAAUUUCGUAUAUGUGUCAAAUAGGCUUAGUUAUUGGAUUCAUAUUCGGUUUGAGAAUUCACUAUUUGAAAUUGUUGAAUAUUAAUUUUUGUUUGAAUAUUAAGCAUAACGCUUAUUGGAGUUUCAGGAGACAGAUACCAAUACAAGUAGAAACUAUUUGAAUGAUUCCAUUGCAGGAGAGCUGUGGUUGAUUAGUGCAGAGCCACCAAUUCCUGAGCAAACACACAGGGAUGAUGAGUUCUGCCCCACAAUUUCCUGUAAUUUACCAAUAAUGUUUCAUUUAUAGGAGCAUAGAAAUCUAUUGUCUCUAUAAGCAAAUAACUUAUUUCCUACAGUGGCACAGCACCCCGUGUGCUGUUCCCUUAGGUCAAUACUGUCAUUAUAAUUGUGCACCACAUAAUUGAAAGCAGCUGUUUAUCAUAUACAAGCUCCUCAGUGUACGGACAUCAAGUUAUGAAUGCCAUUAUGUGCAUGUAUCAGGUAAUGUAUAUAAGUCCUUUUUCACCAAAUGUGACUCUAUGCAAACUUUAUAUCUCGGUUUGUGUAAAAAUGAGAAAAUAUUCAGUAUUUGAUCUGGAGGUCAUUUUUUCUAGUAUUCAUAUUUGAUUAGAAAAUUUUGCUAUUUGAACACCCCUAAUUCUAAUUCAUUCUGGAUUUGCUCUAAACAAGCUGUUUUUUCGCUGUUGGUUUGCUUUUUGGUUUUACCUUUUUUGGACAUUCAAAUGCCUGUGCAGCAUAAUCAGCUUGUGUGUUAUACUGCACAAAUGUCUCAGGUGCACAGUGCCUCACUGGUGGGCCACACCAUUUCUGUGCACCUUGAGAUUCUUUAUGCCAUGUACAACCAGCUUCCUUAGGGCAACCAACUUCGAUGCAAUUUUGUUUAUUCUUCAUAAACAUUUUGCAGAAAUACAGCUUUUGUGGUGCGGGACCAAUUUGUGCACUUGCUACCAUAGAGUUUCCUACAAUAUACUAGCUUUGCAUUCUUCAAUGCUGCUGUGAGGCUGUUGGCCAUAUUGAGGCAAGCAGCUGAGAUCACCUUGUCUUGCUCACAAUUACUCAUCAUAGCUGCUGAUUAUGGCUUUUUUUGUUCUUUUCUUUUUGUGGGGUUUGUGUGUGCACAUGUGUGAGUUGAGUAGUCACCAUUACCAGAUGUGGCAUCUCUGACCAUAUAGUGAAUCUCAUUUAUUUCAGAAUAAUUACAGGAUGUGCUCUCUUUCUCGCUAGCAUUUAUUGUGUUCGCAUCUGUUCGAAGCCAUAUUCUAAAAACAUUGUUCAUCUCAUUUCAGAGUGCCUAGUGGAGGUUGUGAAUCGCGUCUUAUGUGAGCCAACUAAUUUUUGUGUGCUCACAAUAUUCAUGCAGUGUGUUUUGGUAUGCUGAAAAAGCCUCCGUGUAAUGUGAGCUAGCACUGUUACUGCCUUAACAAAGAUGUGGCAGUUACCUGAAUCUCUGCUUUUUGCAUUUCCUGCUGUUUGACUGAUGCCCGGUUACCGUGUGUUAUUUCGUAGUGGAUUUUAAGCCGAUGCCAUUGUUGUUUAAUCAUGUGGUUUUUGUCCAUCCAUUUUUAUAUAUAUUUCAUGGCAAAGUUGAGUAGUAAUGCCUCUGGUGAGUGUUGGCAUGUACAAUAUUCAAACAAGAAUUUACCAUAAUAAAUGCAACAUUUUUACACUUUAAAACAA